GGGCUCUCCCACCUGCUUCGGUGUCUAACCAAGAGGUACCGCUGCAGUCUCCUCUUGACAGCACAGAGAGGUGUCUGUGCUCUCCAGUUCCUUGCUCAAAAAGCCGAGAACGCCUGAGAGAUGGAGAAGAGAGAGCUAAAGACUUUUGUUCCAAAAUUUGACAAGAUUCCUUGGCUUAGUGAGGCCAGCGUGGUAAACAAGCCGUUAAUACUCAGCAUCCCUAGAAGGUACCGCUCCUCCAUUGUUCUGACUUCAUACAAGAAGGAUAUGUAUUUGCCACACUUGCUUGAAGAUUCAGACUUCAUAUCGAAGGCUAGAAAGAACGAGCAUGAAAACCUGUUACCCAGAAACAAGCAGCUGUGCUCCACAUGUCGAGGAUAUCAAGAAAUGAAAACGUUACAGCCAAAAAUUUUCAAAAUACCUGACCAUCGGGAACCAUCCCCCCAGAAUUCUGUGAAUCACGGCGAGGUGAGCCUUCAUUCGCAAGAGCAGCAGUUACAUGCCUGCAAUGAUAUUCCAACAGAGAGCAUUCGCUACAGGCUGCCCAUUUUAGGCCCCAGGACUGCUGUUUUCCACAGGCUGCUGUCAGAUGCCUACAAAACUCCUCAGGAUACUCAAUACUGUGCCUUUCCCAAAAAGAAAGGAAUGAGCAAGACAGUGAAACAGAUAACAACACCUCAUGCUGCACUGUAUCCCUGCAGGAGCUACUCGGCUAUUUGAGAUAUAUUUCAAAUAAAGGCAAGUCCAUCCCUAGGCUUAAUAACUAUCAUAAAACCACAAACUAAGAUCCAUAAAUUUGGGAGUUUGAAGGCAGACUUGGUUAUGUAUUGUGAUUCUGCCUUCUAAGGAGUUAUCAUUUCAUUUAGAGAAAUAUAAAUGUGCAUGCUCCUAUCACACACACACACACACACACACACACACACACACACACACACACACACAGUGCAUGGAACAUGAGUUACAAAAAGGAGCACCCAGCCAUUUCAGCAAUAACAUCCUCCAUAUCACCAGUCGCCCUGCUGUCUGACGGGAACAAAGAAGCAAUUAUUGAACCUCUCCAGCAAGGCCAAUGGGAGAGAAAUAGCUAUGUGUUAUCGCUUGUUCUUUGUGAAGUCUUUGGCGAGACAUUUUGUCACCUGGUCAGCAAAGUGCAGAAAAGCCAGGUGAAGCAUGGAUGGAUAUCAGUUAUUUCAGAAGUUUACUGGGUUCAUCAGCUAGUAAGAGCCAUCCAGUGGGGAUUCCAAGCUGUGAAAAAGGCUAGAAACUUUAUUCCCUCGAUUUGAGAAAAAGUGCAUAAAGAGUACAAAAUGUGUAAAAUCAAGAAAAGGAUCGUGGUAACACUGGUUAGCUCUUAAAAGUCAAGCAGAGUGGCUGGAGGGCAGAAAAUGGCAGAGAGGUUUUUGCAAACUCCACCCUGACUUUCCUUUCGGGUUGUGAACUACUUCAGUGUUUCACUGACUCAAAAACAGAACAGGGUGAAACAAAAGACCUCUUUGAAAGUGCCAAGAAGCUAAUGUAGCUUUGACACUGGAAACCUGAUAAACCAUCUGCAAAAUUGUCCUGAAGACACUCCCACAGACGGACAUAAACCUUGAGUUCUAUCAAGUUCAAGCAAGUGUCCGGUCCAAAGAAUACAUUUUAUCUCUGGCCUUCAGGAAGUUUUGCCAUUGAAAGGCAAGUUCUGGCACCCAACAAUAAACGGUUCAUGCUAA
Molecule: messenger RNA, 1712 nt
Organism: Rattus norvegicus (Norway rat)
Lineage: Eukaryota; Metazoa; Chordata; Mammalia; Rodentia; Muridae
Gene: C13h1orf105
Product: similar to human chromosome 1 open reading frame 105
Exons: 8
Coding region: 121-720 (199 amino acids)
Source: RefSeq, marked provisional